This is a messenger RNA of Sclerotinia sclerotiorum 1980 UF-70, 912 nucleotides long. RefSeq lists its product as hypothetical. The record is from RefSeq and is a predicted model, not a curated record. The transcript has a single exon. Lineage: Eukaryota; Fungi; Ascomycota; Leotiomycetes; Helotiales; Sclerotiniaceae. Gene Ontology annotation, biological process: canonical NF-kappaB signal transduction. Bases 1 to 912 code for a protein of 303 amino acids.
AUGACCUCUCAUCCAACCAAGUUUCGAUUUAAGUCCAAGAGGAAGUGUGGGGAGGAUGAAAAUGAACGACCAUCAGGAAACCAUACGGAGGAAAGACAUCGCCGUCAUCAUCAUCGCUCCAAACGAAGCAGGACAUCGCCUUCUGCGACCAAAGAUGAUCCAUCCCUCUACGAUGAUACCCACCUUCCUAAUACUUCCUCCAGCCAAUACCUCGACCCAGAUGCUGCAUUCAGAGAGAGUUUAUUUGAUGCGAUGGCCGACGAUGAAGCUGCACAAUAUUGGGAAGGAGUUUAUGGGCAGCCAAUUCACACAUAUCCUGACGUCAGGCAAGGACCGACAGGCGAACUAGAACAAAUGACUGACGAGGAAUAUGCAGCAUAUGUUAGGGGUAAAAUGUAUGAAAAAACCCACCAACAUCUGAUGGAGGAAAAGGCUCGGCGCGAGGCAGCUAAAAAGGAACGAGAACGUCUGGCUCAGGAAGGUAGGAGAGAGGAGAGAGAGGCCGAGCGAUUUAGGAGACAGGUUGAGGAGAGCCUAAAAAGGGGUCAAGAGAGGAGGUCAAAGAAAGUUUGGACGGCGAAAUGGAAUAACUACAUUAAGAAUUGGGAAGAGCUUGAGAAGAAUUCUUCGAAAGUUGCAAUUGCGUCUAUACCUUGGCCAGUGGAAAGUGGCAGUCGAAAAGAUGUCAAAUCAGAGGAAAUCCGACGAUUUUUCUUAUAUGCACCCACCUCUGGAGAACCUACAGAGUCACAACUCAGCAAGACCUUGAAGGUGGAAAGAGUUCGGUGGCAUCCUGACAAGAUCCAACAGAAACUAGGAGGGCAGGAUGUUGACGAAGGGGUAAUGCAAGCUGUAACAGCUGUUUUCCAAAUUGUCGACGGGAUGUGGUCAGAGAGCAGGAGUACAAAAUGA